AUGACAUUGGGACCCCAUGUCGAGAAACUCUUGCAGUGGAUAGAUAAAGCGACUGCACACGGUAUCAUACCACAAUUCCAAGGCCACCAGAGCAAUCUACGACCAGAUAUCUUGCUCCCAGUCACAGACCAUGAAAUCCCGGAAUUUCGCGUCUGUGAAAUCAACGACCGGUUACCCAUCAGUUUUCUCCACUAUGUUGCAACGGCCUACGAGGCACUAAGCGGCAGCACAUGGAAUACGCCCUUGAUCGAACCUGCCACGAAGUACAAUGUACUCCUAGAAAGCCUGUUUGACUUGUUUGACCCGGAUGGCCCGGUUCACUUUGCCAAAGGUUUUCCUUCUAAUAACCCUCUGUUUGGCUUUAUUGAAGAGCGAACCGGGAGGAGGCCGAGAACCGUCAGGCUAGGAGAUCUCCGUAUAGUGCACAGUCCCACGAUCAAAACUCCACCGGGUUCCAAUCUCGAGGUAGAUGGUGAGAUGCUAGAGCCAGUGCACCAGGUGGGUCUGCAGCUCUACGAUUUUGAGCUCUUCUCUCUAUCCCGUGAGAUGUGCGACACAUUGCCGCGUGCUGCAGGAAUAACCCCCGGAAUCAAAGACCAGUAUAUCCUCAAACCCACCGGGGAUGCUCGCGGAGCCGGCAUCCUGCUAGGAAGAAACAUUUCCAUUGAGCAAUGGCAGUCGACGCUAACCUCUCUCGACAGCCAAGACAUUUAUUCGGCAGCAACCCAGUAUAUGCUGCAGCCCCUGCUGGAUUUACGGUCGUUUGAAUGGUUCUGGGAUGAAGAGCGCCAAGUCCGCAAGAGUUGCAGCGUAGGCACAUACUAUUCUGUGAAAGGACGUUUUGUAGGAUUGGGAAUGUGGAGAACAGGGGCAGUCUCGGAGGAUGUGAUUUCUGCUUCUACGAAGGAUGCGACGUCUGCUUUAGCCAUGGUUGCUCUUACUAGUUAA
Messenger RNA from Penicillium canescens, 948 nucleotides. RefSeq lists its product as uncharacterized. The coding region runs from base 1 to 948 and encodes 315 amino acids. The record is from RefSeq and is a predicted model, not a curated record. Lineage: Eukaryota; Fungi; Ascomycota; Eurotiomycetes; Eurotiales; Aspergillaceae. The transcript has 3 exons.